Molecule: messenger RNA, 4162 nt
Organism: Trichoplusia ni (cabbage looper)
Lineage: Eukaryota; Metazoa; Arthropoda; Insecta; Lepidoptera; Noctuidae
Exons: 4
Coding region: 2848-3630 (260 amino acids)
Source: RefSeq, a predicted model, not a curated record
AAUGCUUAUAAGCUAAGUUUGGUAAUUGAUAAAGAACGUUUUUGUUGUUGAGAUUUGUAGAUAAUUACCGAUAUGAACUGAUAAAGUUUUGAUUAAUUUACAAAUAACAUAGUGCUGUUAUUUUGAAUUAUUGGUUUAACACAAACCUAAUCAGUUUCAUUAAUAAUAAUUAAUAAGUAUACUAGCUUUUGCCCGUGAGUUUGUGCGCGUAGUCGUCGAAAAUAAUUAUAACAGGAUUUAAAUAUGUUUUCACACGUCACCGUGCCUUUUAAUCUUAUUGGAUAUACCAUUUAUAACUCAAGAACGGUCAACCUGAAUUUAAUGGUUGGAGAAAAUUUGGUCUGCUUAAAAUUAUACCCCAUUUACAAUAAUUUUAAAUAGCCAUUUUAAAUUACCAAACUUUAAAGAUUAUUCAUACAAAAUUUGUCAUCCUUGUCAUUUGUUUUCAUCAGGGACAGAUUUUUCUUAUAAGCGUCCACAUUUUAACUCUGCCCCAUAUCAGCAAGCUCUGUGGAGCCCAUUGCGGCUAGCCAGCGUUACGAAAAGGUUACCGCAGUCCCGGUAUACGAAUGGCUAAUGAAGGAACAUUGAUGAAUUUCAGAGAGUAAAAGCCUGGCACUCUCUUCUGCUCAACCUGUUAUGUUUGGUAAGGGAUGAUUUGGUAAUAUAAUGAAAUAAUCUUCUGAGCGUUUGAAACACGUUCACACUAAGGUUUGGUGGAACGCAGUCGGUAAUACUCGUAGUUUAAAAUGGUCACAGCCAUCACAUUUUGCUAUACCAGCGGUUUGUUUGCUAUGACUGAAAAUAGAUUAAUUUGCACAUGGAAACGUUACCAAAUGUUUUUAUACCUAAAAUGUAUAAACGUAUAUAUUAUAUAUGUAUGUAAUAAUUAUAUGUAGCUACAUCGUAUGCAUUAAAGCCGUAGUAAGUACAUUAACAAAUAAAAAAAGAAAUGAAUGUUUCUGUACCACCCCAAAAAUACCUCUAUUCACCAGAUUUGACCGUACCUAACGGAGACAGAAAUGCAUUAACGCAAACAUUACGUAAGAAAUGUGAAAUUGUGAAGUGUUUAUUUGCACACUUUUCUAUAUGUGAUAGUUUACCGUCGUUAAACUAGUAAAAUAUAUUUCUGAAUUCUUUGGGGAAAAGUUACAUUCGAAAGUCUAGUGUAUAAAAAAUGUUUCCAAACUGUGUUAACCGUGACUUUGAUAUUUUAAGCAACAGUUGGGACUGUAAUUCAGCAAGUAGAUGGAAUUCGGAUUUAUAAAGAUAAGAAAUAUCUGUUGCAAGAUCUAACAUUACUUUGCGUUUAUCCUAAAAUGUAAUAUUAUUAUUUAUUACGAUAAAAACCCGUUAGACGUAUAUCACCAAUAAAGAUUAGGUGUACAUGAAGGUUUGAUAAAGUAGAGCGCGCUAUACACACCGGCGUACGAUAAUGACUCGGUCACAAGCUAGAGCACAUAGUGUCAGACAGAGAGAGUGGACAAGCCUCAUAAAUUAUUGUAUUUAGGAAGUCCAUGUUAACUGGACGUUUCCUACCAGCCGAUACGCGGCGGACCUUCCAGACUAUUGUUUUUGCAUGAAUUGAAUAAGUGACGAUGAUUUUGCUACUUCAAAUUAUGACAUUGGCAUUUUGGUUUGGCUGAAUUAUGUAAGCUUGAUAUUAUAUGACAAACUCCGUUUAGGUAUUACUUGAUAGCAAAUUUUGGUAUACGUUUUAAGCGCAUUUAUGGACACGAUGCGUAAAUAUUCGUACUAGGAAUUUUACGCUUUCGAAAUGUAUACUGCAUGAGUUUUACCUAGACUUCAAUAAUUUCGAGGUUGCUUAGUUGACAUUCAUUCCCACUAAUAUCGUGGGGACCAAGCGGUACAAUGACCCAAUUUGUGUGCAGUACAUGUAGCUCUCCUAUAUAUGUAACAUAUUAAUGAUCCUAGAUUUGAUUCCAGACAGGUACAGUUUUUAUUCUACAUACCUUUUUUAAGUCGUGGCUAAGCAUAAGUGAUUCGAUCACAGGUUAAGCUAUGCUUGACGGCUAGGCCAAUGAUGAUACCUUUUUUAAGUCAUCACGAAAUGACAAGAGACUGAAAAGAAACGUCUUAUAUCGUUACUGAUAUGACAUGAGACUGAAAAAGUUCGUCGUACCGUAAUUUUAUCAGCUAAGUUUUUCAGACUUUAGUAAUUUCAAAUAUCCACACCGCACCUCAAAAACCACACAAGACUCAGUUGUAGGACAGACACACACAUACAGCAAUUACAGUCCAGUGUAAUUUUAAGGUUGUAUUCCUAUUGAAAUCUAAAUGUAAUACAAGAUAAAUAGCUUGGGGUCGAAUGUCGAUAAGGUUUGGGUUUUUGGCAAAUUAAUAGUCUAUGAGAGAUUGGUUUGUUUUAUAACCCUAUAAUUGAAUCUGAUUUAGAAUGAAAAGUCUACUAUUUUAGUAACUUUUUGGUACAAUUUGUUCAUAAAGUGGACCAGAGUUUUGUUACGUUCUGUAUAAUUAAUUUGAAUUAGCGUCAAUCAAGUCACGUAAAGUGCCAAUAAUAGGAAAGGUAACACGUUAAUUACCCCAUAAAGUUGAUAUGAAACAGUUGCUACGUCUAAGCUUUCACUAGUGUGUCAACUGUACAAAUUAAAUUGACACGCCACUUAAGAGGAACGCACGGCGUGUUUACAGAACUCAUAUUUCAGGUGCUCCCUUUGCAUUAACUGGGGCGCGACAUCACAAAUCUGUCAGUAGUUUGUCCACCAGCAAACCAUGAACAUCGAUUUAAGAAAAUAAAAACGACAUAUUUGUGUGAGACAAAAUACGCUCGAUUUUCGUGGUUUUGUUUGUUAGUGGUGUUUGGCGAUGGUGUCGAAGGGUGUGUUGCUGUCGUGUCACGGGGUGGUGUGGGUCGCCGCGGUGGCGCUGGCGCUGUGGGCGAGCGCCGCGCGCGCCGCCCUGCGCUACGACACCGCCACGCCCUACACGCCGCCCUACAACAAACACAGAUACAUACCGCUCCAAGUACAUUUCUUUUAUAGCGGCGAGACAGAGCCCGUUUCAAUGGACUCAGUGGAUGCGGGAUCAUCAUACAAUGGGAUGCCGAUAUCGGAGUUCAUCCUGACAGCGCUGCGGACAGCCCUCGACGUGGUGCGGAACAUCAACAAACAGCGCGCUAUCGCAACGACGAACAACAACACCACAGCUGUUGCGUUAAGACAAACGAAGCUGAGGAACUCCACGGUGGGCAGCGGACGAGGGUUCGAAGACUAUUAUGACGAGCACCACCACUACGAAGAGCACACCACACCAAAGCCCAUGAAACAGAAGGCCAGGUACACUGAUCCCUGGGCCGGCUACUACGACUGGAUCAUUAACGAGGGAUCCUUCAAGUUCUGGAGUGUUUUCCAACUCUUCACUGCCGGUUUGCUUCUGUACGCCUGCUUGUCAGCCAUCUACUACGCGAAAUUCAACCCUAUUCUACCGGACUACGACAGAGAAUACGAUGACUACUUCCUGGAGCGUACGGUAGGACGAAACGCCCGUAGUCUGGACCAAAGUGAGAUGCCGUCAGGGCUGAGCUGGAUGAACCCCAGGACCUUCCAGUUCAUAUUAGAUGCCAUAUCUAAACAUUACGAGGAGGACUAGACUAGAUUUAGUUAACCUUUUUUUAUUCGGGGUAACGACGACAUUAGCUCUUACAAUACAUAUAAUAAUAUGAAAGUGGUAUCUUAGUGUAUAUUACAUUCAAAAGAUCGUACGAUCUAUCCAUAACUUGUUAUUAUUUCCUAGCUUUCAUUUUGAUAAAUUACUUCUUAGGAGAUUAAAUUGUAUCGUGAUUUUUAUUAUGAGCUUGGUAUGAUACCUUUUGUAUUUCGUAACUCUUAGAAAAUUUUCUUACGUCUUUGUUACCCUGAAUUGAAAUUCCUAACGAAUUUGACUGAAAGAAUGCUCAAAGUACGUCUAAUUUUAUGGUUCCAGAAGAAAGAUCUGAAUUACAAUUAUGUUUAGUGUAGGGCAGGAGUUAGUAGCCCCGAUUUGACGGAACUUAAAUGUAAGUUCCCAUUGAAUCGGGUCUUCACUUCUAAUGGAACAUUUUUAUUGUUUAAUUUAUUGCUAAGAUAUUUUAUGCUCAACUUUAGUUCCUAGAAUCUUGGAAAUAAACCCACAAUGCAACAAA